Messenger RNA from Clupea harengus (Atlantic herring), 1925 nucleotides. It is a transcript of the gene hmgcll1, whose product is annotated as 3-hydroxy-3-methylglutaryl-CoA lyase like 1. Lineage: Eukaryota; Metazoa; Chordata; Actinopteri; Clupeiformes; Clupeidae. Gene Ontology annotation, molecular function: hydroxymethylglutaryl-CoA lyase activity. The record is from RefSeq and is a predicted model, not a curated record. Gene Ontology annotation, biological process: L-leucine catabolic process; ketone body biosynthetic process.
CCCUCCCCCACCUCUCUCUCUCUCUCUCUCUCUCUCUCUCUCUCUCUCUCUUUCUAUAUCCCUUCAAAGGCGAGGAUGCUGCUGCCAUGGUAACCGCUGAGUCACCCUCUCCCCUGAUGUGAUUUCCUCUGCCAGCGAGGCCUGACUACGACUCUCGUUUCCUCUUAGCAAUCGCUAACAGCUCGAGAGAACGUCACUGCCACAGGUGCUCCCGCGGCAGAAAGGGGUUUCUCCAGCGCAUCGAGGAGAAGGACCUGUCGGGAGUCUCACCGAUGGGUAGCAUCCCCUCCGCGGUGAAGCACUGUCUGAGCUAUGAGACACUCGCGCAGGAUUACCCUUGGCUGGCUCGCUGGCUACAAGAGGAGAAGUAUGGUGCCAUUUGUGAAUUCCCCAAAACGGUCAAAAUUGUUGAAGUUGGACCAAGAGAUGGACUGCAAAAUGAAAAGGAAAUGGUGCCGACAGAGGUCAAAAUCCAGCUGAUAAACAUGCUCUCCGAAACGGGCCUGCCCGUGAUUGAGGCCACCAGCUUUGUGUCCUUUAAGUGGGUACCGCAGAUGGCUGACCAUGUUGAUGUGCUUAAAGGAAUUACUAAGUCACCUCAUGUCAAAUAUCCAGUCUUAACACCUAACCUACGAGGCUACCAGGCUGCUGUUGAGGCGGGGGCUACUGAAGUAGCUGUUUUUGGAUCGGCCUCGGAGACGUUUAGCAAGAAGAACAUCAACUGCUCCAUCAAGGAAAGCAUGCUGAGGUUUAAAGAGGUCAUCUCCUCAGCCAAGCAGGCAGGCAUACCAGUGCGGGGGUAUGUCUCAUGUGCUCUCGGUUGUCCAUACGAGGGACACAUAGAACCAGCCAAAGUAACUGAGGUGGCGAAGAUGAUGUAUGAUCUGGGAUGUUAUGAGAUCUCGCUGGGUGACACCAUCGGUGUGGGCACACCUAAGUUAAUGGCCAACAUGCUACAGAGCGUCAUGAAGGAAAUACCCACCAGUGCCUUGGCAGUCCACUGCCAUGAUACUCAUGGACAAGCCCUAGCCAACAUCCUCAUAGCUCUGCAGAUGGGGAUUUCUGUGGUGGAUUCUUCCGUGGCGGGGCUGGGAGGCUGCCCGUACGCCCCAGGGGCCUCGGGCAAUGUUUCAACCGAGGAUGUUGUCUAUAUGCUCCAUGGCCUGGGCAUUGAGACUGGGGUUAAUCUUUCGAAAGUCAUAAAUGCAGGUGAAUUCAUCUGUCAAGCCUUAAACCGCAGGACCCACUCCAAGGUUGCCCAAGCCACCGUCAAGUCUUAGCUAUUGUAAGCCACUGUGUCCCAAAGUAUAGUCAUACGAUAUGAUACAUACUAUUCUGUGCCAUUUAUGUAAAUAUGAAUUAUUUUUCAGUGAAUAUAGAGCUUUGCACUAUGUCGAUGUUGCUUAAACAUACGUUUUCUAACUAACUAACUCACUUCAGAUCAUUCUUCCUGGGCACUUUAACCUCUGAUAAACAUGACUAUUUUUCUUACCAAAAGAAUUUACAUUCUGGCAUUAACAUUUUUGUCUACCCGUAAGAUAAAGUCCCUAGGCAGACGAUUCCUCACUUUUGAAAGUUGUUAUGUCUGUUCCUGCUGGUGUCUUCCUCUAUUAAUUUCCUGCCCAAUGUGUUUGUAAUUAAGAUUGAGCUGUACACUGGGUCCUGGAGGUCAGCCUGGCUUUAAAACCAGUGAGACAUUGAUCAUUAUCUUCUCCUUCAUGUAUGCUCAUUUCCUAAAUCCUCUCGGGAAACAUGGAGUGUGGCAUUUCUUAAGGCUAUCAGCAGUUUUUCUUUGCUCCUGUCAUGCAACAUAACCAUGUAGGACAGUAGACUGAGAAACCAAUUAAGUGAAUAUAUAUGUCCAUAUCCUGGCCUUUACAUGUACCAGGGUAAACCUGCAAUAAAAAGAAUUGUGAAAUUCCAAA